This is a messenger RNA of Entelurus aequoreus (snake pipefish), 5260 nucleotides long. RefSeq names its product heterogeneous nuclear ribonucleoprotein D0-like. Gene Ontology annotation, biological process: regulation of gene expression. Gene Ontology annotation, molecular function: RNA binding. The record is from RefSeq and is a predicted model, not a curated record. Lineage: Eukaryota; Metazoa; Chordata; Actinopteri; Syngnathiformes; Syngnathidae. The transcript has 8 exons. Gene Ontology annotation, cellular component: nucleoplasm. Bases 294 to 1232 code for a protein of 312 amino acids.
CUGAUAGUGGCGCUGUAGGACACUUGGUGUCGUCCCACGAAGAAGACAAUAAAACAGGAGAAAGGGUAAACUGCUGGGCAAAUUAGCGGCUUGGCGGAAUAAAAAAACAGAAAUUUAAAACUCCGACAAGCUUCUCUUUUUAGGCAUUCAGCUCAAAGGCGGCGGCUUGAACGUCUUCAGUUAACCCGCCAGCUCACCGUCUUGCCGUUAGCCCCCUUUGCCUGUUAGCUUAGCUUCGGCUAACUGACGCGACUCCGCGGCCAAGGAAGAGAAGCCCGCAGAAGAAGGCGAGCAUGUCGGACGACUUCAGCGAAGACAUGAGCAUCAUGAGGAUGGAGGAGGACGGCGAGGCGUACAGCGACGACCCCAUGACGGCGACAGGGGCGAGCGACGGCGGCCUGAAUGCCGGCGGAGAGGCCGAGGGGUCUCGGAUCGACGCCAGUAAGAAUGAGGAAGAUGAAGGGAAGGUGUUUGUCGGAGGCCUGAGCUGGGACACGACAAAGAAGGACCUGAAAGAUUACUUCUCCAAGUUCGGGGAGGUCAUAGACUGCACUCUGAAACUGGACCCCAUGACAGGUCGAUCCAGGGGCUUCGGCUUUGUGCUCUUCAAGGAUGUCGGAAGCGUCGACAAGGUCACGUCUCAAAAGGAACACAAGCUCAACGGAAAGGUCAUCGACCCCAAAAAGGCCAAGGCCAUGAAGGGUAAAGAGCCGGUCAAGAAGAUUUUUGUGGGCGGUCUCUCCCCGGACACCCCCGAGGAGAAAGUCAGAGAGUACUUUUCUGCCUUUGGAGAGGUGGAAUCCGUGGAGCUUCCCAUGGAGAGCAAGACCAACAAAAGGCGGGGCUUCUGCUUCAUCACGUUCAAGGACGAGGAGGCAGUGAAGAACAUCAUGGAGAAGAAGUACCACAACAUUGGCCUGAGCAAGUGUGAAGUGAAGGAGGCCAUGUCCAAGGAGCAGUACCAGCAGCAGCAGUACUGGGGAGGAAGAGGAGGGUACGCCACUCGGUCUCGAGGAAGGGGCGGCGGUCCCGGUCAACAAUGGAACCAGGGCUACGGCAACUACUGGAAUCAAGGCUAUGGCUACGGUAACCAAGGAUACGGAGGGUAUGGCGACUACGAUUACUCGGGAUACGGCAACUACUACGGAUACGGCGACGACAGCACCCCGCCCCUUGGCUACGGCAAGUCGCCACGGCGCCCUGUUCACAGCAACAGCUACCGGCCGUACUAAAGUGCGCGUGGAAAGCCUCCCAAGACCCAAAGCAGCGGAGCUUCCUUGCAGGCCAUGAGCUGACUCCCAGAUACUCUCAGGGCCCGCUCAAUGCGGACCGGGUACGAGAAGCAUACGCUCUCGAUUGCUGCCGUUUGGUAUGGUCUCACAACAUCCUGUAUCCGCAUUUCUAAACUCAAACCAUAUGGGACAAAACGUGCAGCUUUCACCUUCCUUUCCCAUGUUUUUCUCUUGGGAUUUUUUUGGUUCUGUUUUUGACUCGUUUGCAGCCGUACGUGGUGUAAAGGUUAAUUUUAUGCACAUUGUAAUGGUCAUUCUUUACAGGCCCCCUUCCACAAGUAAUAAUAAUAAUAUUUUAAUAAUAAGUAUUUGCUCCUUUUAAAGGUAUUUGCACUCCUGACGUAAGCUGCUUGUUUCUUGUCCAUGAGCUAACAGCUUCUAUGGACGCUGCUGUUGUGUUGGGGGAAAAACGUGUCUUCUCUGUGUAACCUGUAACCUUUUUUAUUUUAAAUGUAAUACAAGAAGCAUAUUUUUACAGAAAUUUGCACGGAAUGUUCCUUAUUUUUUUCUUUUAAAUGUGCAUUUUUUGACCAAAGGUUUCCUUCUAGUUCAACUCAAGAUCUUUGCUAUUUAAAGUGUUAAAUGUUAAUAUAUACUCUUUUUUUUUUUUUCCACACGCCUUUUCCUGUUGACUUAUGGUGUGAAAAGGUGUCCGGAGCUGACAUUGCUGUCUUUUUUUCAGGUGUCGGAGCGACGAGGCUGGCUGGGGGGGUGCAGGGCCGCAGCGACGUCGCCCUCUUCCUGAUUGUAAGAAACUAAACUGAAGAGCACUGUCCCCCACAUUUUCUUCUUUAUUCCACGGAGCUUUUUUGGGAUUUUUUUUGCCAGUUAUUUCGAUGUUUUAACCUUCUUCUCAUCCUUUUGUUUUUAGUACUUAACGUCCUUUCGUGCUGUUUGUGAAUCACUUCAUUUAUUACGUAGACAUAGAGACACUUAUUUACAGCCUUGUGGUAGCAAAGACACGUAUUCAUCAGUCUUACAUAGAACAUUUAGAGUGGAACCUCGGUUUACCAACUGGAUUGGUUCUUGUUAAACCACAAAGUUUGUAUAAGAAACAAUGUAAAUAUCAAUAGUGGGUUUCAGCCUGGACAAAAGUCCGUAUAUUAGCAAAGGUUUGUACACUUUGAACACAAUAUAAAGUGCCAUACAGUACUGUAUAUCAAGCAAACAUAACAAGGAUGAAUCAACUUUCUCUUUAUUAAACAAAAACAACAAGCCAAUUUGCCACAUAAAUCCGUUUUGGUGCCCUCACAAACGAUCAGAAAUCACACACAUCCUUAAAGGCCUACUGAAAUGAAUUUUUUUUAUUUAAACGGGGAUAGCAGAUCUAUUCUAUGUGUCAUACUUGAUCAUUUCGCGAUAUUGCCAUAUUUUUGCUGAAAGGAUUUAGUAUAGAACAACCACGAUAAAGAUCGCAACUUUUGGUAUCUGACAAAAAAAAGCCUUGCCCCUACCGGAAGGAGCGUGACGUAGUCAGCUGAACAUUUCCGCAAAGUUCCCUAUUGUUUACAGUGAUGGCGGCCAGAAGUGAGAGCGAUUCGGACCGAGAAAGCGACGAUUUCCCCAUUAAUUUGAGCGAGGAUGAAAGAUUCGUGGAUGAGGAACGUUAGAGUGCAGACAUAUCUUUUUUCGCUCUGACCGUAACUUAGGUACAAGCUGGCUCAUUGGAUUCCACACCCUCUCCUUUUUCUAUUGUGGAUCACGGAUUUGUAUUUUAAACCACCUCGGAUACUAUAUCCUCUUGAAAAUGAGAGUCGAGAACGCGAUUGUUUUAAGGAGCGCCCUAAGUGGCUGAUCCGUUGGCGGUCCCGUCUUGUCUCCCUGUUUAGCGGGAUUGUGCCGAAAAUGUAAUUUCAGUUCUUAUUUGUCUUGUACAUGUUAAGAAUGGACAAAUAAAGCUGCUCCGCUCUGCUCUGCUCUGAAAUGGACAUUCACAGUGCCUUUUAUCUCCACGACUAUACAUCGGUGAAACACUUUAGCUACGAGCUAACGUGAUAGCAUCGUGCUUUAACUGCAUAUAGAAACAAAAGAAAUAAACCCCUGACUGGAAGGAUAGAUAGAAAAUCAACAAUACUAUUAAAUCGUGGACAUGUAAAUACACGGUUAAUGCUUUCCAGGCUGGCGAAGGUUAACAAUGCUGUGCUAACGACGCCAAUGAAGCUAACUUAGCAACCGGACCUCACAGAGCUAUGCUAAAAACGUUAGCUCUCCACCUACGCCAGCCAGCCUUCAUCUGCUCAUCAACACCCGUGCUCACCUGCGUUCCAGCGAUCGACGGUGCGACGAAGGACUUCACCCGAUCACAGAUGCGGUCGGCGGCCCGGAGACGUAGGGCCCGGAGACGUAGGAAGUCAAGGUGAGGUCACCGGCUAGCGCGUCUGCUAUCCAACAAAGUCCUCCGGUUGUGUUGCUGUAGUCCGCCGCUAAUACACCGAUCCCACCUACAACUUUCUUCUUUGCAGCCUUCAUUGUUCAUUAAACAAAUUGCAAAAGAUUCACCAACACAGAUGUCCAGAAUAAUGUGGAAUUAUGAAAUGAAAAUAGAGCUUUUUGUAUAGGAUUCUACGGGGUAGCAAUACUUCCGUUUAACUGACUACGUCACGCGCAUACGUCAUCAUACCGAGACGUUUCAGCCGGAUAUUUCCCGGGAAAUUUAAAAUUGCACUUUAUAAGUUAACCCGGCCGUAUUGGCAUGUGUUGCAAUGUUAAGAUUUCAUCAUUGAUAUAUAAACUAUCAGACUGCGUGGUCGGUAGUAGUGGCUUUCAGUAGGCCUUUAAGUUUAACAACCAUAUUAACAUCAGCACAGGAAGCUUGAGAGAAGAAAAGGGAACGAGAGGUAGCGUCCGUUCCUCCGCGGUGAAAUAAGUCUGCUCUGGCAUCUUUUUCCAGAAAACUGUCAAAACUUGCUGCGGUACGAAGCUCGCUUCGUCAAUUCUCCCAUGCUUGUGAGCUCCAUUAAUGUACUCCCUUCUUUCCGCGCCCGCUUGUUGAGUUUCGGGAACUCAUCGAGUCAGCAAAAUGGACAAAACUUGACAAAAGGCGUAGAAACACAGAAAACCGGUGUUGAGAAGUGACGUGAAAAGCUGGAGCCCUGCUUUUCUUAUUUGCAGGAGGAACGCAGAAUAAACGUUGGCACACAGAGGCACAAUUGGCUCCAUCUAAAAGUGUGUAAAUGGAAAAGUCCGCAAAUGGCGCGGUUGGUAAAUCAGGGUUCCACUGUACACACACAUGGAUAAUGUAUCCAACAUAGGCAAGUGUGAGAAACCAAUAAAACGACAUGGAUUUCUGAACCUUGGUAAAAUAAUUCAUUUAGUGGGAGAAGGUGGUGUGGAGUGUUUAACAAUCAGUUUCCUCCAGGCCUCCCGACGUAGGGCGAUUGAGUUAAAUAACAUUGGUAGCAAAGAGGAUGAUGAGGAUGAGGACGACCAGCACCACCACGCCGAUUAUGAUCAUCAUUUUGAUGUUCUUCCACCAGUACUUCCUGGCCACCUGCGUGGAGGUCCUUUGGAAGGAGUCGGCCUGGUGGGAGAACACAAUAUUCAAAACAAAGGGACAAACGAUAUAUUUUGAAAUGGCGUGAACGAGCGUGGGAACUAGCCGACCGAGGCCUGCAGGUCGUCCGUCUUGCCGAUCAGGUCGUCCAGUCGGUCGCCUCUUUCCAGCACUUUGUCGAUGUUGUCUCUCAGGAUCACCUUCACCUCGUUCACCUGACCCUGCACCUGGUCCAGCUUGGGAGCCGAGCCGGACGGCUGGAAGUUUGGGUUGUCCUGCCACAUGUUCAAGAGAUCUUUUUCAAAAAAAGGGCUGGGGUUCUUGUGCGUACUGAAGACCGCUUCUUACGAAACCCUCGCGGACGUUUUUCUCUUGGACAGAGCAAACAUGCGUGUGUUCUUACACUUCUUCAGUCUUUAAGAAAACAUGCAUGGUUUAGGGCAGAUCUGGGCAAAUUAAGGCCCGCCGGACAUUC